UGAGAAAUCCAAGAGCCGUGGGAUAUAUAAAGAGCGGUUGGAGUUCUCUUUCUUCUCUGAUAAGCUUCAAUCUCAAACUUCGUCGGAGCUUUUAAUCUGGCGGCCAAUCUAAUAUUAUUUUUUUUCAAAAUAAAAUUGUCACUGCCAUCGAAGUUCGUACCCAGAGUUCUUAGUGAAAGUUAAAGUUUAGUUUGAACUAGAAAGUUGUUUUCCAGCAAGCUUUUGAAUUUGCUAAGCCUUUAACAAAUGGUACUGAAAGUUGCGGCAACGGCGACGAGUUUACAAUGGUCAAAGCCAAAUCUUCCUCAGCCACCAUCUUCCUCCCAAGCUUUAGCUUCAGCGAUCUCUUCGCCUUCCCUUCCGAGGCGUUGCCGUAGCGACGGCGCUCUUAUUCUCAAGACCGUACAAAGACUGAACCGGUCGGCUCUGUUCGGUUCAAACUCCUCCAGUAUCCAACGGUCCCGGUCGGGCGAGAAAUCAAGAUCCGGAACUUUACGAAGAGCUUGCAGCGCAAGCUUAGAAUCCUUUUCCGAUGAAGAAUUUUCGAAAAAGAUUCAAGAAUUGGCCCUUAGAUUCCAGUUGUCUGAUAAUGAUGGCACCACUAGCAGCAGAAGUACCGGAAAUGAUUUAGAUUCUGAACGGGAACGGGAAACGGAGUCCGUUCCGGAAUCUUUGGGAUUCGACGAACUAUCGUCAUGGGUUGAAAGAGGAGAAGAAAUAGCAUCGUCAAGCAUAGAACGUAAAGCCAACAGCGUUGAUCUUCCGGUUUCACUGCGAAUGAUUAAGAGGAAAAUACAAUGGCAAGAGGGGUUCCGAGAGGCAGGGGAAACGGCUUAUUGUUCAGUGAAGAAGGCGUUUUCUUCCAUGGUUUUCAUAAUCCGGGAGCUUCAUAGUUACACUUUACAAAUGCGAGAGCUUUUGUAUUACGAGGAUUUACAAGGGAUUCUUGUCAGAGUUCAAAAUGAGAUGCACGCUUCGUUCGUUUGGUUGUUUCAGCAGGUUUUCUCUCACACACCCACUUUAAUGGUUUAUGUGAUGAUUCUAUUAGCCAAUUACUCGGUUCACUCCAUGGGAAGCAACGCCGCUCUCGCUGCAGCCGCCGCAGCCGCCGCGAAUCCAACGCCUGGGACUUGUGUUUCAAUGGUUGAUGUUCAAGAUCAGAAGCAUUCCAAGUUCGAUUCGAUAAAGUCAUUUUCAGUAUCAUCGUCGAGCGGGAAAACCGCUUCUAUCGGUGGGAAGAACGGCGGAGGAGGAAAAGUCCGGCCUGUAGCCAGCGGAACAGACGGCGACGGAUGGUUUGAAAAGGCAGACCAAUUCAGUAACAUUGUUCCAAACGGUGCGUCUCAGUUACCAUCUCCAGGAACAACAGGCGAAACACACAGAGAUUCAACGUUAGAGAGAGAAACCAGAGAAGAGCUCACUCUUUGGAACUCCAUGGUCGACGAAGCUUCGAGAAUGCUAGCUUCAGUCAGAGAUGAAACGCUCGAUCAGGAAACAGUCCAGAGAUUCGUUUCGCCGGUGACGGCGAAAAUCGAACCGGACGGUGACUAUGAAGACUAUUUCAGAACCGAGCUGCUUUAUCAAACCGGGUUGUCACAAGAGCCUAGCAACGCUCUCCUCCUUGCCAAUUAUGCCCAGUUUCUCUACCUUGUUGCACAUAAUUACGACAGAGCGGAAGAGUACUUCAAGAAAGCAAUCGCGGCGGACGCGGCGGACGCGGAGGCAUACAGUAAAUACGCGACCUUUUUAUGGAGAGCUCGGAACGAUCUGUGGGCGGCGGAGGAAACUUUCUUGGAAGCGAUGUCGGCGGAUCCUUGUAACUCGUAUCACGCCGCGAAUUAUGCUCAUUUUCUAUGGAACACCGGUGGGGAAGACACUUGUUUCCCUCUUGCCUCCCCGGACACUACCCAAGAAGCUUGAAAAUUAUAAAACAAAAAUACAAAAGAAAUAAAACAUU
Molecule: messenger RNA, 1957 nt
Organism: Hibiscus syriacus
Lineage: Eukaryota; Viridiplantae; Streptophyta; Magnoliopsida; Malvales; Malvaceae
Exons: 3
Coding region: 247-1920 (557 amino acids)
Molecular function (GO): protein binding
Source: RefSeq, a predicted model, not a curated record